AUGUUGGAUACUGCAAAAUGGAAAAAUGAAUGGAACGCUGAGCUUCGCUCAAUUCCCCACGUUGAAACAGUUAAUGAAUAUGAUUUCGAGCUAACAGAAAAUAUUUUUCUUAUUUGGAGGUUUUUAAAACUCUACCAUUCUGCUAUCCCACAAGUGAGAAGUCUCAUAGAUUUUAUAGCAACUAAGAAUCCCGAAAUGUUACAAUGGGGAAAUCACAUAGAUAGUGCUAUUCAAAGGGGAGUAGUUAAAGGACAACACUUAUUUAAUGCUUUAGUUUCAAGCGGAAAAAAAAUUCAAUCGAGAUAUUCAAAAAAAAAGUUAUCUGAUACUUUGCAAUAUUAUCACAUUAAGAAUUAUAUAAUUUUAGAAAAAAUAAAUACAGGUUCAGUUGGGCAAGUGCACUUAGCAUUAGAUAAGAAUACAGAUAUGUUCGUCGCAGCCAAAGCAAUAGAUAAAUCCACGGUUCAAGGUGAUGAAGGAUUGUUUCAAAAAUUAAAGGAUGAAAUAAUUGUUUCAUGCAGAAUGAAUCAUCCUUGUGUUGUAAAAACUAUAAACAUUCUUGAAACUCGGGAUAAAAUUAUACAGAUCAUGGAGUACUGCGAUGGAGGAGAUUUAAUAUCAUACGUCAGAAAUGUAUUAUACUUAGAAGAAUUAAGUGCACAAUAUUUUUUUCGAAAAAUUCUCGAUGGACUUAAAUAUAUGCACAGCAAUAAAAUAGCUCAUCGAGACUUAAAACCCGAAAAUAUAUUUCUUUGCAAAAAGGUAUUGAAUCAGAAGGAAAAGACAUUAAUUAGGAUAGGAAAAUUGCCAUCUUGUUUUGAAUAUGAAUUAAAAAUAGGAGAUUUCGGUGCAUGUUGCUUUAAUGAUGCGUCAAAUAAAUUACAUUACGAUAUUGUUGGUACGCUAAGUUAUGCUGCACCUGAAGUAUUAGGUUGUGAUAAAAAUAAUGGAUAUGAUAGUGAAAAAGCAGAUAUAUGGAGUUUAGGUAUAAUAUUGUAUGCAAUGUUAUUUGGAUUGUUACCAUUUGAUAAUGAAGAAAAAGACAUUAAAGAAGCACACAACGAAAUUGUAAAUAAUAAAAUAAUUUUCCCCAAAAAUAGGAUUAAUAGAUGCUCAAAUAAUGUUAAAAAUUUAUUAAUAGGUAUGCUUAAUAUUAAUCCUAUAAAUCGUUUAUCUCUUGAUCAAGUUAUUAAUGACCCAUGGGUUGCUGAUGUGGCUAAAAAUAAAUUAGAAAUUUCUUAUUUAAAUAGAAAAAUAAAUGUUCCAAUAUCAUCUACUGUUGGGAACCCAAUUUAUGUAAAUAAAAACCCUUGGAAUUUUAAUAUUUAUAAUAAUGUAGCACUAAUGAAAAAUUCAAAUAAUACCAAAGAAAAAGUUCUUAAUUUAAAAAAUGAUUACGAAAAAAAAAAUCAGAACCAAUUCAUUGAAGAUAAUUCAACCGAUAUAGCAUCACCACCAUCAAAUUCAACUCAUACAACCUAUUCAUCUCGAUAUAUAAUCCCAUCAAAUACUCAUUCAAGCAAUGGUAAUCUAAUUAACUUUUAUAAUAUUUAUGAAAAAGGAUCAACCGCAUUAAAUAAAGGUAACACUGAUUUAUACUUAUGUGAUAAUAAUGGGGUAUUAUAUAAUAAACUAAAAAAUUAUGAUGAUCAAAAGGCUAACAACAUUACGAACUAUUAUACAGGAUUAGUAAAUACAUAUAAAAACAAUACGGUAGAUAUAAAUAAUAGUAACAAGGGUAAAGAAGAAUUGCCUAAUAGUAAUAUAGUAUCCCCUAAAUUAUCUGAACAAGCCAACAUAAAAAAUAAAUAUAUUUAUGAACAAAUAAAAUAUUUUGAAAAAGACACAAAAAGAAAUGAAAAAAAAAUAUAUAUAUCUGAAAAAUCUUUAAAUGUGAUUUAUUAUGACCAAAAUAAAUCAAUUGAAAGUGUUUACCUAGAUAAUAAGCAUCUUAAUAAACAUAAUUAUUAUAACUCCAAGCUUUUGGAAAAUAGAGAAUAUAUUAAUAAUCAUUAUUUUCCCGAAAAAUUAAAUGAUUCAAAAAUUUUAUCUGAUAAAGAACAUAAUCUUUAUUUGAAUCAAAAUGAAUUUUACAAAAAUAAUAGAUAUGAUGCAAUGCCACAAGAAAAUAAACAUAAUAACCUUAGUAUCGAUGUGCCAAAUAUUAUUCGUCAUGAAAAAUAUUAUUUACUUAAAAAUUCAGAUGGGCGUAUUAUUGCACCAUGUUAUACACCUGGUAAUCCCUUGAAAACUGAGGAAAAUAAAAAAUAUAAUAUUUUCGGCCCUAAGAAAAACGUAAAUGAAUAUGAUGCAUAUAAUAAUGAAAAUAAUAUAUCUACUAAUAGUAAGAAUUGUUUACAAAAUUAUACCUAUAAUGCCCCAAAUUGUAUUAAAAAAGACGAAAAUACAACUAUUAACAAAAACAACAAUAUAGAAAUGAUAAUCCCUCCAAAUGAUAAGGAUAAUUAUAACAAUAAUGAAUACAAUUAUUACUACUAUGAUAAUAAUGGGAAAUAUGUUAAGUGCUCAGUUAAUUAUCAAAAUGACCCUAAAUAUAUUUUAUCUUCAUCUUCAUCUAUUCUAUCAAAAAACAAAAUAAAUACUUCUAACAAUUAUUAUAAUAAUAAUGAUCCUCAUUAUUCAAAUUAUUGCGACUAUAAAAGGUUGAUUUCAGAGUAUGCUUCCAAAUCUAAUGCUAGUUAUAGUAUCGAUGAAAUAAACAUAAAAAAUAACCAAAAUCAUAGAAUUAGUAACCACUCCAACCUCGACCACAAUUCAUGGGGUUUAAACAACCAACCGGAUAAACCUGAUAAAAAUAACGAAGUAUAUAUUUGCAUGACCGAACAAAAUUCAAAAAUUAUCAUCGAUGAUCAAUAUAAAGACAAAAAGGGAAUAUGCCAAAUCAAUAAAUACGAUGAGAAAGAAAAAAACGAUAUAAGAGAUAAAAUGAAAAAUGAUAAUGAAAGCGAAAAUAGAGAAAUUAAUGAAAUAAAUAAGCCUAUUAAUAAACAAAAUCAAAACGAUUACCAAAAACAUUGCCUUAAUUAUACAUCAAAACAAUCUAAUAAAAUAAAUAGUUAUGACAAUUCAAAAUUAUUUUCGGACAACAAAAAUAAUGUUGUAGAUUAUGCUAUCAAUUCCAAUGAUUCAAGAAAUAACUGUUCUGAUAAUAAUAUUUAUAAUAUGGAAAAUAAAAAAGAUAUAUACAUAUUUCGAAAGGAAAACAACAUAUGUAAUAAUAUUAAUAGCCAAAAUAUAAAAUAUGAUUGCUAUAAAAAUGUGAACAAAACAUCUAGCAACAAUAUUAUGAUUCCUUUAAUAAAUAAAAAAAUUGAAACAAAUAGAAAAUCUGGCAGUUAUUCUGAAAACCUUAUAAAUACUAAUUUAAAACCUAUAAAUAGGCAUACAAAUUAUUUAAAUAACUUUUAUGAAGAACAGGAUACGCAUACAUCUGAUAAUGAUAAUGACGAUAAAGAAAACGACUUUCAAAUUACUAAUAUAAAAAACAACAUUAAUAAAUAUUCUAGUGAUUUUAAAAAUCGCCAAAACGAUUACAAUAUAAAAAACGUGGGUUAUUCAUAUUAUAAAAUUAAAAAAAAUAAAAGUCACCCCAUAAAAAAUAGUCAAUCUGGUUCAUUGCCGUCAUCGAUAUCUUCCACAUCACUUACAGAAUUGAGCAACGAUUCACGUGCUGAUUGCAUUAAUAAUAUUAGUUGUAAACAAUUGCAAAGACAAAAUCUGAAAUUCGUAAAUGCAAGCAAAGAAAUCAAAACUGAUAAAUGCGGAGUUAUUAAUAAAUACAAUGAGAAUGAGGGUAAUAAAACCCAGCGAAACACAAACAAUAACAGCGACAACAAUACAGAUAUAAAUAAGUUAAAUAUGUGUAGUACUUCUAAUAAUGUUAUGCAGAGGAAUGAAUUGCUAGAUGUAAAUAAAAUAAGUAAGAAUUGUAAGAUAAGUAAUUUUGUAAAAAAAGAAUUAAACGGAAGAAAUAAAAAAACGGAACAAUAUAGUGAGAUAGACAAAUUAAGUAAAAAUAAAAGCAUAUAUAUUGAGGGUGAUAAAAAAAAAAAUAAAACAAAAAAGAAAAGCAUUGAAAAUGCUGAGUGUAUAAAGAACAAACAGCGAAACAAUAGUAACAUAGAAUACUUUUUAAAAUUAAAAAAAAAUAUAUAUUCAAAAGAAAAUAUAUCCCAAUUUAUUUUCUUAAAAUACUGCAAUCACUAUUAUAUGAGAAAACAUAACAUAAAAAUUCAUAAAAUAUUUUCAAAUAUCAAGAGCGAAGCAAAGAAAAAUAACUCAGACACUUUAAAAUAUUUAAAAAAAUGGGAUUUAUAUUAUCACAAAAGACGAAAUCACAAGCAUGAUAAAAAAGGCAAAAAAAAAAAAGCAAAAAAACAUAAGGGUGAAAUAAAAGAAUCAAAAUGUGGAGAUAUCAAUGUGCAGAACUCAGGUCGAGAACAAAUACUGAAAAAAACAAACAAACCACAAAACACCGUAAUAAAUAGCAAUACACUCAGUAUGCACCUUUAUAUAAAUAAGCAAAGCGAAGAAAAUAUACUCGAAAAUAAAAUAAAUUUUAAGAAUAAUAAUAAAAAGGAAGCACACAAGGAUAAUAAUAAUUGUGAUAUGGCAGACUCUUUUUUUACUUCAAAUAAAAUUGAUUAUAAAAAGUCUAAAAUAAAGUCAAUAUAUCACAAUAGAUGUAGUUACUCAGACUAUGAAUAUUCGUAUGAUUUAUGCAAUUCAAAAAUUAAAACAAAUAAUAAUCCAUAUUCUUUGGAAUCAAAAAACAAUAAUAUUAUUCAAAAAGAAGAAAAAAUACGUUAUUCUUAUAACAAUUUUAACAAAAGACACCAAAAGGAGCAUAAUAAAAAACACCAUUUUGAGAAUAGCAUGAAUAAAGAGAAUACCCCAUACAAUUUUGAACAUAAUAAAUACUUUCCUUUGGAUAAACAAAAUUUAUUUAAUGAAAAUGUUCAUCAAAAUUUUUAUCAAAAUAACAAAUUAAUUGAUUGCAAAAAAGAAACUUUCUCAAAAAACAUAUUAACGAAUGAAACAAUUUCAUACAUAAAAAGAAGCUGCAGUUUAAUUGAUUAUAAAGAUGUAAAUAUUGAUGACACUUUUUUUCAAAAAAAUUACACUAAUAGAAAAGAAAAUAAAAAUAACAAAAAAAAAGAUAAGCAUGAAUAUAAUUUUAACGUUAAAUUGCCGAGUCCCACUAAAAAAAUAAAUAUAAUUACAAAUAAUAAGACAAUUUUCAAUAAUAGUGAUGAUUUAAAUGAUAAAGAAAUAUAUAUGAAUUAUGUACCCAAAGAAAAAACUAAUAAAAUUCCCGAAAUAAAUUUAACAAAUGAUAUACCAAAUACGAUACAAGCAAAUAAUAAUAUAGUAUCAACUAUGUGUAUUGAUAACAAUUCGAGUACUGUACAAAAUUAUAGCCAUGUAUCAGAUACAUACAAUAAUCACGAUGGAAUUCUAAAUUGUAGACACAUAAUAGAAUUAAAUGAUAAUAAAUAUGGCUUUGAAAAUGGAAAAAAAAUUUAUAUUUUAAAAAAAAAUGAAACUCAAAAUUAUGCAGUAAAUAAAAUAAAUAGAAAUAUAAAUGUAGAAAAUUAUUUCGAUUCAAAUAAUUUAAUAUUAAGUGAGCCUGUAUUUGAAAAGGAAUAUGAUUUAUAUCAAUCACAAAAAAUUACAAUUCUAAAAGACGCUGUUAUGAAAAAUGAAAAUGAAGUUGCAAUUCCAACAAAUUAUAACACAUCCCAAACAAACAAUUAUAAAAGUUUUAUUGACCAAUCAAAUAAUUAUAUUAAAAAACAAUAUAAUUAUAAUUUGAAUGAAAUGGCUAACAAUUUCCUUAAAAAUCCUAAUAAUUAUGAAAAUGCUAAAAAAAAUUAUCUCAAGUUUAAUGACUUAUUAAUUAAUAAAAAAAAUACACUAUCAAAAGAUAAUUUCACUCUUGAUCAAUUUAAUAAAACAAACAAAUUUAUUAAAGCCUGUAAUUUAAACUCUGAUUAUUGUAGAAAUUAUGAAAAAAAUAAGCAUGAUACCGAAAAUACAUUGCAACAAAAUAUGAAACAACAUGAAGGUAAAAUGGUACAUCAAAUAGAUAAAGACAAAAUUAUAGACUCAGAAAAAUCGAAAAAUAAUAUUAUUAUGUAUAAUACAUCAGCCAUUGAUCAAUCUAAUCAUAUGAAAAAGGAUUUUUUGACUAAACAAUUUAGUACAAAUCGUAGUGUAAAAGUAGGGCAUGCUAUAUGGAAACAUAAUUAUGAUUUUAUUAAAGAUUCUAGAGAAUUUAGAGAGAAUAAUCAUGCCGAAGAUAUAAAAGAUUAUCUUACUUUAAAUAAAACUUUUGCUCAAUAUUUUUCAAAAACAAAAAAAAAUAAUAAUGAAGAAAAAACUAAUAUUAACAAAAAAAUAUAUCAAAAUGACGGAAAUGUGGCACAACCUAUGCUAAAAUGGAUAAACAUUUUCAGUCGAAACUCGCAAAAAUAUUGA
Molecule: messenger RNA, 6501 nt
Organism: Plasmodium berghei ANKA
Lineage: Eukaryota; Apicomplexa; Aconoidasida; Haemosporida; Plasmodiidae
Product: serine/threonine protein kinase, putative
Exons: 5
Coding region: 1-6501 (2166 amino acids)
Biological process (GO): intracellular signal transduction; protein phosphorylation
Cellular component (GO): cytoplasm
Molecular function (GO): protein serine/threonine kinase activity; ATP binding
Source: RefSeq, a predicted model, not a curated record